CCAAACCUAAACCCUCACCACGCUUCUCGAUCCUUCCUUUCUCCAUCUCCCACCCCCGUCUCCGACCUCCCUCCCCUUGCGCCCGCACGAACAAAGCCGAGCGAGCGAGGAGCCGACGAGCCUUCCCGUCCUCGAAGCCUCUCUCCCCUCCGAGGCGCAGCCAUGGCGACCGUCAUGCAGAAGAUCAAAGAUAUCGAGGAUGAGAUGGCAAGGACGCAGAAGAACAAAGCCACUGCUCACCAUCUUGGUCUUCUGAAGGCUAAACUUGCAAAAUUACGGCGGGAGUUGCUCACUCCAACAUCCAAAGGUGGUGGUGGUGCAGGUGAAGGAUUUGAUGUCACGAAGAGUGGAGAUGCACGUGUUGGUUUAGUUGGUUUUCCCUCUGUUGGGAAAUCAACAUUGCUGAACAAGUUGACAGGAACAUUUUCUGAGGUUGCUGCCUACGAGUUUACAACUUUAACAUGCAUUCCUGGAGUCAUCAUGUAUAAAGGUGCCAAGAUUCAGCUUCUAGAUCUUCCAGGGAUCAUUGAAGGUGCUAAAGAUGGAAAGGGUAGAGGAAGGCAGGUUAUCAGCACGGCUAGGACAUGCAAUGUUAUUUUGAUUGUUCUUGAUGCUAUAAAACCAAUAACACACAAGCGUCUCAUUGAGAAGGAACUUGAGGGGUUUGGCAUUAGGUUGAACAAGACACCACCCAAUUUGACAUUCAGAAAAAAGGACAAGGGCGGAAUCAACUUUACAUCAACAGUGACAAACACACACUUGGACCUUGAGACAGUAAAAGCCAUCUGUAGUGAGUACAGGAUCCAUAAUGCUGAUGUGUCCCUGAGAUAUGAUGCAACAGCAGAUGAUCUCAUAGAUGUCAUUGAAGGAAGCCGCAUUUACACACCGUGCAUCUAUGUUGUGAACAAGAUUGAUCAGAUAACACUUGAAGAGCUAGAAAUCUUGGACAAGCUUCCCCAUUACUGCCCGAUUAGUGCUCACCUCGAGUGGAAUCUCGACGGACUUCUGGAGAAGAUAUGGGAAUACUUGGAUUUGGUUAGGAUAUACACAAAACCGAAAGGGCUGAACCCAGAUUACGAGGAUCCUGUUAUUGUGUCAUCGAAGAAGAAAACAGUGGAAGACUUCUGCAACAGAAUCCACAAGGAUAUGGUGAAACAAUUUAAAUAUGCUCUGGUAUGGGGUUCCAGUGUCAAACAUAAGCCACAGAGAGUUGGCAAGGAGCAUGAGCUUGAGGACGAGGAUGUUGUCCAGAUCAUUAAGAAAAUAUAGGUAUACAGUGGAAUGACAGCUGUUUACAAAACUGAAGGAGAGAUGAGGAUUUUGAGUAGUUGCCUCAUGGGUUGCUGUGAUGGUCAUAUGCCCUUGGUUCACCUAUACUGCGUUGAACAAAAGACAAUGUAGACAUGUUUUCUUUUGCCGCAAAUCAUGUCCUCCGUUGCUUGGUGCCAUGUGGAGUCAGUGAGUCAUCAAUGUACCAAGUGUCCUACCAGUACCGUCGAACACAUGGAGAGAUGCUCUCCAUAUCUUUAGAGGAUAAUGAUAAGAUGAUUCUUGUACUGCGAGUGUUCCUUCUUUGUUAGGUGUACCUUUUUCUAGUGUAUCACAAGUGUCACACCUUUUGUACGUACAUUUUCUAAUGAAAUGGCUGUAGGAGCUUAUUAGUAGCGUAGAUUCCUUAUUAUCCUGAUGAUGAUGAAAGAAUGUGAGGAUGAGUUGGUACAUUUAUUUAGGUUCUGGUCGUAAUUGCAGAUAACAUGCUUGAGUUGUUUUGUUGCA
Messenger RNA from Panicum virgatum (switchgrass), 1776 nucleotides. RefSeq names its product developmentally-regulated G-protein 3. Gene Ontology annotation, molecular function: GTP binding; GTPase activity. The record is from RefSeq and is a predicted model, not a curated record. The transcript is spliced from 10 exons. Bases 163 to 1269 code for a protein of 368 amino acids. Gene Ontology annotation, biological process: cytoplasmic translation. NCBI's taxonomy places the organism in Eukaryota, Viridiplantae, Streptophyta, Magnoliopsida, Poales, Poaceae. Gene Ontology annotation, cellular component: cytoplasm.